AUGAACCGGAGGUUUCGAUGGAUCAAAGAUGAUGAACACUUGAGGAAGCUGCGCAAAAUUGAGCACGAGAGGGAAGAUGCCAUCGCAGCACGAUGUAGUCGAUCUAUGCAGUUGAGAAGAAUAGCGGAGCUGCUCCACGACGAAGUGAAAGGGAAACUGGCAGCAGGAAUCACAUUGCACGACGAAAACCUGCGCUUCAUGGCGCUCAACCUGUGCCGGCAAAACAAUAUUGAGAACUUCAAGGCCAGUCAGUCCUGGAUUACGGCCUUCAAACGCCGUUAUGGGAUUGUAUCAAGGAAAAUAACGACAUUUGUCACUAAAAGGAACUAUAGAAGCCGUGAAGAAAUACAGCGCAAGGCGCAGGAGUUUGUGAGCAUCGUGAGGAGGGAAAUGGAAGCUGCGCCACUGGGUUGUUUUUGCAAUGGCGACCAAUCAGGUUUCGUUAAGGAAUUGACAACGGGAAGAUCUUUAGCGCCAGUGGGAGUGAAAAGAGUUGAAAGAACUGUCGAAAGCAGGACGGCGAUGACUCACUCAUACACCAUUCUUCCCAUACUUUAUGCCGAUGGUAGACUAGGAGAAAAGCUGUACGUGGUUUUGCAAGAAAGAGGCGGAGAAUUUCCGCGCCACGGGCACUUUGAAGCUCCAAAUCUUGUGGUCAGGGCGGCCACGUCUCAUAUAAUGACGAAGGAGCUGAUGGUAGAUUGGAUAAAAAGUUGUCUAUUCAAUAGCAGCAGUGUUCAAGAAACAACACACCUAAUUGUGGACUCAUGGUCGUCUUUUCGCGACGUCGAUACCAUCAGGAAAGCCGUACCCGAAGGUGUGCAGCACAUCCUGUUACUACACUCUUGA
Messenger RNA from Cooperia oncophora, 849 nucleotides. Lineage: Eukaryota; Metazoa; Nematoda; Chromadorea; Rhabditida; Trichostrongylidae. The record is from the annotation of a GenBank genome assembly.